AUGAGCGAGCAAGAUCUCCCAGCUGUCAGAGGCCACGUCCCGUACAGAGUAUGGGUUGUACAAGGCCUGUACUUCCUGGAGAUAGCAGCAUCUUAUGGUCUCAGCCAGGUCCUCCAAAAUUACCUUCAGCUUUUUCCGGAUGACCCUGUUCGCCCAGGAGCUCUUGGUUUAGGGGAGGCAAGAGCAGUGUUGAUAAUAUAUAUUUGGUUCAUAUACAGCUACAGCACACCUCUUGUAGGGGGACUGGUGGCAGACUGUUGGCUGGGCCGUCGUAAAACGAUCCAGGUUGGAUUCCUAAUUUAUAUAUUAGGGCUAGGUAUCAUCACUGGUACGGCUUUCUCGCAGCGGAUUUACGGCACAGGCGGCCUUCCUGGCUUCAUAGUUGGCAUGUUUCUUGUCGGCGCUGGUACCGGAACUGUGAAACCCAACAUAACAGUAUUCUUGAUUGACCAGUUCCCUGAAGAGGAACCGAAGGUCGUGGUUUUGAAGAACGGGAAAUCAGCGGUGGUGAGCCGUGAACUUACAAUUCGGUUUAUAUGGAACUCCAAUUACUGGUAUAACAGGAUGAUCAACGUCGGAGGUUUGUGCGGUAUCAUAACAACUAACGUAGAAAAGUAUGCCGGAUUUGGGUUUACCUUUCUAAUUUGCCUUUGCUUGAUUGUCGCAUCUGCAGCAAUCUUCCAAGCUGGAUAUAUGAAAUUCGAAACGGCACCACCGUCUGGAAACGCCAUCGCGAAUUUGUUCAACGCAUUGCGUCGCCGCCGAGACCCAGGCCAUCGCAACCCAGAUCAGACAGAAGUUGUAAGACAACCGGCUGCUCAACAAGAUGACUCUGCAACUCCAAAUAAAGACGAGGCUAUAAUAGCUGAAGCAAAGUCCGCACUCCGAGCUUGUUUACCUUCCUUUCCCAGCUCUAAUGCUCUCCAUAAAUUCAUGGACAGUACCCUCAUAGCGCAAGCAGGCACGAUGCAAACUCACGGCCUCCCGAACGAUAUCAUGUAUAAUCUGAAUCCAAUCUCAGUCAUGGUCUUCUUGCCCUUCUUUCAAAGCUGGAUUUAUCCCACGCUAGCCAAGAGAAAAAUCAAUUUCUCGGCCGAGCACCGCAUCGGCGUGGGCCUUUUCUGUGCCGCGCUUGCAAUUGGAUAUACCACAGGGAUUCAACACCUCAUAUACAUAACUGGUCCAUGUUUCAGCCAUCCAAGGAAGUGCCUUGCUGGGAACAUGCCUAACGAUGUGACCGUUGGACUUCAAACACCGCCUUACGUAUUUCUCGGGUGGGCAGAAAUCCUUGCGAUCGUAUCAGGUACCGAACUUGCUUAUUCGCGGGCUCCAGCAAAUAUGAAGUCGAUAGUUCAGGCUCUUUUCAACCUUUUCAGUGCCUUGGGCUCGGUUUUGGGUGUCGGUGUGUCGUUUGCCGCCUAUGAUCCCAACAUGGUCAUUGUAUAUGGAUCAAUAACCGGGCUAUUACUUUUUGUCACUUUUGCGUUCGAAUUGGCCUAUUUACUCAGAGGUAAAGCCUCCAGCUGA
This is a messenger RNA of Pseudomassariella vexata, 1527 nucleotides long. Its product is annotated as oligopeptide transporter. The record is from RefSeq and is a predicted model, not a curated record. Lineage: Eukaryota; Fungi; Ascomycota; Sordariomycetes; Amphisphaeriales; Pseudomassariaceae. Gene Ontology annotation, biological process: transmembrane transport. Bases 1 to 1527 code for a protein of 508 amino acids. The transcript is spliced from 7 exons. Gene Ontology annotation, cellular component: membrane. Gene Ontology annotation, molecular function: dipeptide transmembrane transporter activity.